UGUCUCACCUAGGGGUAUAGGGUCCUUCCUUCCCCCGAACCUUUUGCCCCCUAGCUUGUUGCAAGAGAAAAUUUUCUCCAAAAUAAACAAAUUUUACUGUCUGAAUUUCUAUCUAAAUUCCACAAAAUAUUACUAAAAUUUCUUCAUAAUCCCCCAAUAUCACUGCUGAUUAAUCUCUUUGAUUGUUCCUAGCUAAUUUCUCCAUUUCAAUAUUGUUAGGGCGUUGAUGUCCCCUGAUGAAACCUGAACAAUUUUUUCUCUCAAGGUAAUAUAAUAUGUCCGUCGCUAAUUCUUUUUUAUGUUGAGAUUAUAUCAUCAAAUAAAGGGUACUUUCCAAAGGAUGUAGAUUAAUUGGUUAAUUUAGCAUUGAAAUUCAUGUAGCAUAUAGCCAUGAAUUGUAAGUAUUAUUCAAGAAUCUGAGAAUGCCUUAUCGUGUCACCGCGAGGGCAAAAUCAUUUUCUUCCCAACCGUCUCAGGCUCAAAAAUUAAAAGAUGAUCCUGUAGAUCCUAAAAAUGCUCAAGGUAGCGUUACGUGCGUUUACCAGUCUCAUAUCGGGGGCUAUUGGCGUAAUGUGACCGUUAUAUGGAGAAAGAACUUGAUGAAUCAUUGUCUCACCAUAUCCGUUGAUAGCGUAGAAAAUGAAGAUCACAGAACUUGCAAGAUUGACCUUAAACCUUGGCAUUUUUGGGCCAAAAAAGGUUACAAGACAUUUGAGGUUGAUGGAAAUCAAUUGGAGGCUUAUUGGGAUUUAAGAUCAGCAAAAUUUUCAGGUAGUCCUGAACCAUUUAAAGAUUUUUAUGUUGCAUUAAUUUCAGAGGAAGAAGUUGUUUUAUUAUUAGGUGAUUACAAGAAAAAAGCCUAUAAGAGAACUAAAUCAAGGCCAGCACUUGUAGAUGCAUUAUUGUUUUACAAAAAGGAACAUGUAUUUGGUAAGAAAAGUUUCUCAACAAGGGCUAAAUUUGAAAACAACAAAAAAGAAAGUGACAUUGUGGUUGAAAGUUCAACUUCAGGGCCAAGAGAUCCUGAAAUGUGGAUAAGUAUAGAUGGGAUUGUAUUGAUUCACAUAAAGAAUUUGCAGUGGAAAUUCAGAGGAAAUCAGACAGUACUAGUGAACGAGCAGCAGGUACAAGUAUUUUGGGAUGUGCAUUCUUGGUUGUUUUGUGAACCUGGUUCUAGUCAUGGAUUGUUCAUUUUCAAGCCAGGGGUGUCUGAAUUUGACAGUGAUAAAGAGGGAAGUAGUAGCCUUGGAGGUGACAGCGAUUGCAGCGAUCACACAAAGUAUUAUUCGACGUUGAGUCACUCCAAAGCUUCGCCCUUUUGCCUUUUCUUGUGCGCAUGGAAGAUUGAGUGAUGAUUGAUGAGAGAACGAGAACAAGCGUAGGUGGUAUGAAUGUCAUAAGUGGAGGCAUGAGCAGAGGCAAACCAGAAUGUAAACUUGAUGAGCUCAACCUUUAAGGUUCUUAAAAUUUACAUUUGUUGUUAUAUUAGUGAUAUUUCACCUGUAUAUUUAUGUACUGUAACGAAAAUUAUUGGUUCAAUUGAACUCAUCAAACCCAAGGUCCAUUUGACGCUAGGCAUGGGUCUUUCUCACAACGAUAGGAAGCCUAAAAAUGAGUUUAUUCCAAAUUGAAUGGAAAAUUUGGAG
Messenger RNA from Lycium ferocissimum, 1646 nucleotides. RefSeq lists its product as uncharacterized. The record is from RefSeq and is a predicted model, not a curated record. The transcript has a single exon. NCBI's taxonomy places the organism in Eukaryota, Viridiplantae, Streptophyta, Magnoliopsida, Solanales, Solanaceae. Bases 423 to 1352 code for a protein of 309 amino acids.